Messenger RNA from Coregonus sp. 'balchen', 632 nucleotides. Lineage: Eukaryota; Metazoa; Chordata; Actinopteri; Salmoniformes; Salmonidae. The record is from the annotation of a GenBank genome assembly.
AUGUUGGUAUGAUAAACCGUGUGGGAUUCCUCCUUCAGGGGUUGUUCCCACCGGGCGAGUGAUCUAAGUGUGCGGUUCUCUUAAGCGUGUCAUUAGCUAAAUCGCUUAGUUGGCACGGGCUCAAGAGAAAGCCUCUUACAGAGGAGAGAGCUUUAGUGUUGGUACUGUCGUCAGGGGUGGGUUGGGGACGGUUGUACUGACCAAGACGGACAGGACACCAACCUAGGACAGGUAAACUAGGUUAAACUUUAUGGUGCAUCCAGUGUCCCUAAGACCAUGUGUCCAGAUACAUAUUUACAUAUAUGGAACUGUAUGUAUCUAAAUAAAUGUAGCUACAGCAGAUGGGAUAUAUUAAAUCAAAAUAUAUUAUUCUGUGCACUGAGGAGCAAUUGUUUUGACAAAAUGGCUGCAAUGGCAUGCAAAAGUAUUGUUGUUUGUACCAUUUCUUCACCCUUUCUCUCUCUCUUCGUUCUCUGUUUUAGGACGGGUACAUAGAUUUUGUGGAGUACAUCGCAGCCAUCAGUCUGAUGCUAAAGGGAGAAAUCAACCAGAAACUCAAGUGGUACUUCAAAUUGUUUGACCAGGACGGCAACGGGAAAAUCGACAAGGACGAGUUGGAGACAAUAUUCACG